AUGGUAAUUUAUCAUAUAUAUUAUUUAAUAUAAUUCUCAUAUUCGUAAAUUUUAUAGGUGGUGGACGCUACUAGCCGGUCACACUUGAAAAAUUCUGUGAAAGUAAUAGGAAGGAAUGAGCCUUAAACUAUUUAUUUUUUUUAAAAAUGCAGUUAUAGGUUAUGUAAUUACGUUAAUAAGCCACGAGUUUUAUUUAAUCAGCCACAAAUUUCGCACAAAUAUAAAUCAAAAUGGUUUUUAUUAUGCAUAUUGGCGGAUUUGUUCAAAUAACUAUUUAUUCCGUUAUGUUCGGUAUGAUGUACAUAUGAUCUUAAAAAAAGUUUUUCAAUUUAACGAAAUUUUCAUUCCGGCUGGAAUUAAUGUAAUUUCAGCCGAACUUUACAUUAUAUCAAUAUCACGAGAUUAAUAAUUCAGUGACAAAAAAUGGGGGUGAAUUUUGUAGAUCAUUUAAUAAAAUUCAUUUAAUCUUACGCACUAUUUUACUGAAACCUUUCAAGCACAGAUUUUUAGAAAAAAAGCUAUUAUGAGCUUCUUAAUUGCUAGUUAUAAAAUGAAUUAUU
Molecule: messenger RNA, 560 nt
Organism: Rhizophagus irregularis DAOM 181602=DAOM 197198
Lineage: Eukaryota; Fungi; Glomeromycota; Glomeromycetes; Glomerales; Glomeraceae
Source: RefSeq, a predicted model, not a curated record